AUGGGCCUAGAUGCUCCGGUUUCUGAUUGGGCCAUGGUCUGCUCCAAGCCCAAUUAUGUUCCAUACACCGAGCAGCUAAGCCCGACUCGUUUCCACCCCCAGAAACCCGGUAGCAACAGAAUCCCUUUCCUUCUCUCCGCCGGCGAUAUCGCGCUCGGAGACUCGCCCGUCGGCAAGAAAGAUGUUGAGAUUAUCAUCGAAGAGUCUCGCUGCGAAUCUCUCCGCUCUCCGUCGUCUCCAGUCUUAUACUCCUCAUGGAUUGGUAGUUCUAGGUUAGGUUUUGAUGGUUUAGAAAUGCUGUUUGUUGAUUGUCAGACUGCUAAGGAGAACUUCGAGCUGGCGUUGGAGGCUGAUAAUUCCAAUACGCAUGCUAGAUAUUGGCUGUCUAAGUUGCAUAUGAAGUAUCAUGUUCCUGGUGCUUGUAAAGCUAUAGGAGCUGCUUUGUUAGUGGAAGCUGCAGAGAUGGGUGAUCCAGAUGCUCAAUAUGACUUGGGUUGUCACCUGCGAGUGGAGAAUGACUGGGUUCAAUCGGAUCAACAAGCUUUCUUUUAUUUGGAGAAGGCCGUGGACCAGUUACAUCCAGGCGCUUUAUACCUCCUAGGUGCUGUGUAUUUGACUGGAGAUUGUGUGAAGAAAGAUGUUGCCUCAGCUAUUUGGUGUUUUCAUCGAGCAUCAGAGAAGGGACAUGCUGGUGCAGCAAUAGCAUAUGGAUCUCUACUUCUUAGAGGCGAACAAGUACCAGAAGCUAUCACAAGACUACAAGUGAAACGAGGAACCCCGGGCAGGAGAGCGAAGACCAAGGAAAGCUCCUCAACGGACCCAGUAGAGCUGGCGAAACAACAGUUCGAAGCAGCAGCAAAUGCAGGUUGUGAUCUCGGGCUGAAAUGGCUGCAGCGACUGGAGGAAGCGGAGGAACGCCUACUUGCCGAAACUACCUCCCCCGAAGCAGUUGCCACCGCGUGAGGAAGAACCACCACCAUGUCCAAUAUCAAAGCAAGAUGUUUUUGUAAGAGCCUGUAAUAGGAAAAAUAUGCAAGCCUCCCCAUGAAUGUGAUUCAUCCUGAAAAUCAGAGAGACAAAGGAGACUAGGAGAGCGGGGGGUGGUUUGAGCCUACUUUCACUAUUAUGGCUCUCCACUUCACUGCUUUAAUGCACAGAGUUAUGGUCUUGAUGUAAAAGUUUUGGGUGUGUAAAAAGCUAGUUCUAUGUUUGGCUGGGUACAAUGUCCAAUGUUGGUACCAAAAUAAGAAAAAAGGGGUUUGAUGGGAAACUACCCUGGCAGAGGCAGACUGGCUGCUUUUGAUACUGAAGCCAUCCUGACAUGUUUCUUUCACAGGACGAGACAUAUGGGAUGGGCAGAAGGACGUAGGCAUGAGUUGAGCACAACCCUAUUUGCCUAUUGAAGAGAGGAUGUCAUGUCUAUGCUCCUUUGGUGGCUUCUCCCAAGUCCUACCUUCUCUUUUUUUUUUUUUUUUUUUUUUUGUAUUUAUGUCAAUGGC
Messenger RNA from Linum tenue, 1499 nucleotides. Lineage: Eukaryota; Viridiplantae; Streptophyta; Magnoliopsida; Malpighiales; Linaceae. The record is from the annotation of a GenBank genome assembly.